Messenger RNA from Ectocarpus sp. CCAP 1310/34, 1637 nucleotides. Lineage: Eukaryota; Phaeophyceae; Ectocarpales; Ectocarpaceae. The record is from the annotation of a GenBank genome assembly.
UCGCCCUGUUCGAAACACCCUGAACGUCAAAAUAUCAGAAAACCUUGACACCUACUACUUUGGACAGGUCAUGGCCGAGUACCCGCAGAUCCUCGCCGUGUGUGACCGGCUCCUGCCCGAAGACGUGCAACGGGAGAGCAGCGGCGUGGGGGGGGCGGCCGCCGGCCCUACAGGCGCCAAGGGAGCCGCUGCUGACGCGAAGAGGAGAGAGGAAUCCAAACGCAGAGCGAGGGAGGACAACGCCCACCUCAAGGCCAAGAAAAAGCAGGCUAAGAACGCCGUCAGCGUGCAAGAGACGGCCGCGGUUGCCAUGCACUCAGUGGCGUCUGGACUUGGACUGCCCCCCGGCGGAUUAAGCGAGCUAUUUCGGCCAGCGUCCGAACCCGCCCCCGCCGCAGCACCUUCCCCGCAGAACAUCGUAGAUGAAAAGACCGCAAAAUUGAGGUUUUUCGACACAUUGUUCGAAUCUUUCCAAGCCGCCACGAAAAAUCUCAAACAAGCCAAAGCAGAGGCGGCAGGCGGCGACAGCGCGGCGCUAGAAAUGGUCGGUUUUCUGAAAAAAAAAAUUGCGAAGAUUAGAACCGAGAUGGCUGAAUGGGACAAAAGUCCCCUUUGAGGGACAGCCCGCGGUCCCUCCCCGAUUCCACAUGUGCAAGAGCGAUCGAUUGUGUUUUAGUGGCGGUUGGUGUAAGAUCGUUCGUGUGUGGGCGGGGGAGGGAGAGGGCAGAUCGCUUUCACUUGCCGUACCGUUUGUCUUUUGUCGGGUGGGUGUUUGACGAGUGCACCACGUGUAGCACACGCAUGGAGAACGCGUAGCGCACGCUCGAAGUUCGAUGUUUUUUUUAGCCACACACGUACAGCAGUACCACUUGUCAUUUUUUUGUGGUGUUUUUUUACAGAUGACCAGGGGGGGGACACACGCAGAGCGAACGUGUGGCGCACGACCAAAGUUCGUUUUUUUUUAGACACGUACAGCAGUACCGCUUGUUUGUUUUUGGUCGGUAUGUUUUUCACCAACCACCGUCUGCAUUCGUAGAUGCUUCGGAAACAACGUCUCCUCACGACGCGAACUUAGUCAAAUACAACGUAAAAAACGUUUUGAACGCGGAUCCAUUCCCGAUACCGUUAUCCCGGGCUGUGGGAGCUGACCGUCUACGCCAUGAUGCUGUUCAGCCAACACUGUCUCCCCAGAGGCAACAUCGUGAAGUCAGAAAAAAAAAACAUAUCUAUUACCAUCUCGCAUCACGCAACUAUGACAUGACAAAAUUCCCCCACACAGGGGGGAGGGUGCUCACCCUUACCCUACACGCCAAAUGUUAUAAAAAAAAUGCGUUUGGAAACCUACAUUUUUCUUCGACUUCUCUGCAAUUCGAAUUUUCUCGCGCAAGAGAUGCACAACGCAGGAAUGACACCCAAACAAACGACGUAAUGAACAGCGACAACACGUAUCGAAACAACACGAAAUCUUACCGGACACCACUCGUAGAUUACCCCGGUUUAUGGUGUUUGUAACACAUACAACACGACUUCCGCAAAAUUGUCCGAAACGUCCUCGUAGAGGCGCAUGUGGAUUUCGCGCCUGACCCUCUCCCCCCAAACAAAAAAAAACUUUCUCACCCGCCCGUGCGCCUUCCCUU